CCUCUCCCUCGAGGUCCCCCCCACCCCCGGGGAGAGAGAGCGCACGCGCUUCCCGCCGCCGCUACGCGCCCCGCUUCUCCCGCCCCUUGAGAAAGCGCACGCGCCUCCCGCCGGAGGGGUGCUCAGACUGCUACCGCCAACAUGGCCCCUCAGAUCGCCCUGCUCAGCGUCUCCGACAAGACAGGACUGGUGGAUUUCGCCAAACAUCUGCACGCGCUGGGUCUGACCCUGGUGGCCUCUGGAGGGACAGCCAAGGCCCUGAGAGACGCCAGGCUCAUGGUCAGAGAUGUUUCCGAACUGACAGGAUUGCCAGAAAUGUUAGGAGGACGUGUGAAAACACUGCAUCCUGCAGUACAUGCUGGAAUCUUGGCUCGUAAUUCUCCAGAAGAUAAAGCUGACAUGGAGAUAUUUGAUUUCAGUUUCAUAAGAGUUGUUGUCUGUAAUCUGUAUCCCUUCUUGAAGACUGUGGCUUCUCCAGAUGUAACUGUGGAAGAAGCUGUUGAACAAAUUGAUAUUGGUGGAGUAACCUUACUUAGAGCUGCUGCAAAAAACCAUGCUCGAGUGACAGUGGUGUGUGAACCAGGAGAUUAUGAAGCCGUGUCAACUGAGAUGUUAAACUCUGGUAACAAAGAUACUACUAUGGAGACUAGAAGGCAGCUAGCAGUAAAGGCCUUUACUCAUACUGCUCAGUAUGAUCAAGCGAUAUCAGAUUAUUUCAGAAAGGAGUAUAGUAAAGGAAUAUCUCAGAUUCCUUUAAGAUAUGGAAUGAACCCUCAUCAAAGCUCUGCACAGUUAUAUACAGUGAAGCCCAAACUUCCUCUUACAGUUCUGAAUGGAUCACCUGGGUUUAUAAACCUGUGUGAUGCCUUGAAUGCCUGGCAACUGGUAAAAGAACUCAGAGAAGCUUUAGGCAUUCCAGCAGCUACUUCCUUCAAGCAUGUCAGUCCAGCAGGUGCUGCUGUUGGAAUACCACUUAGUGAGGAAGAGGCUAAAGUUUGCAUGGUUCAUGAUCUCUACAAGAGCCUUACUCCAUUGUCAACUGCGUAUGCAAGAGCAAGAGGAGCUGAUAGAAUGUCAUCAUUCGGUGAUUUUGUUGCUAUAUCUGAUGUUUGUGAUGUAAUUACUGCUAAAAUCAUUUCCAGAGAGGUAUCUGAUGGUAUUAUUGCACCUGGAUAUGAAGAGGAAGCUUUGAAGAUUCUCUCCAAAAAGAAAAAUGGGAAUUACUGUAUACUUGAGAUGGACCCAUGUUACAAACCAGAUGAGGAUGAAAUUCGAACACUUUUUGGAUUAUAUUUAAGUCAGAAGAGGAAUAAUGGUGUUGUCGACAAGUCGUUAUUUAGCACUAUUGUUACAAAGCGGAAAGAUUUGCCUGAGUUUGCUGUCAGAGACCUCACUGUAGCUACUAUUGCUGUCAAGUAUACACAGUCCAAUUCAGUGUGCUAUGCUAAGAAUGGUCAGGUAAUUGGUAUUGGAGCAGGUCAGCAAUCCCGAAUACAUUGUACACGCCUUGCAGGAGAGAAAGCAAACAAUUGGUGGCUUAGACAUCACCCCCAAGUGCUUUCAAUGAAAUUUAAAGCUGGAAUAAAGAGAGCAGAAAUCUCUAAUGCUAUUGAUCAAUAUGUGACUGGCACCAUUGGUGAGGGUGAUGAUUUGGCCAAAUGGGAAGCAUUGUUUGAGGAAAUUCCUAAACUUUUAACUGAGGCAGAAAAGAAGGAAUGGAUUGAUUCAUUGAAACAAGUGUGUGUCAGCUCUGAUGCCUUUUUCCCUUUUAGGGAUAAUGUAGACAGGGCUAAAAGGAGUGGUGUAGAGUUCAUUGUGGCCCCUUCAGGUUCAGCUGCUGACCAGAUUGUGAUUGAGGCCUGUGAUGAGCUUGGAAUAACACUCAUUCAUACAAAUCUUCGACUGUUUCAUCAUUGAUUCUGAUGCAUACCAUUAUGGAUUAUUUGCAAAUCAUGAUCAUGUAUAUGAAAAAUUUUGAUGGAUACCUUUUAAAAACAAAUUUUAAUGCUUUAUCAUUCUUUGUUCUUUUUUAAAACUUUGAAAAAUUUAUAUUAAGAAAACUUUAUCAAAGAAAUGUAGAUUAUGGGAGUAAGUUUUAUAUAUAAUUUCAUCUUUGAGGAUAGAGCAGCUGCUGUUAUAUAAUCUUCUCUACCAUACAUCUUUAUGGAAGAAUAUGUUCCAUCUCAGUUCUUUGGAAAGCUGUCUAAGCAUACUUAUCUGAACACAGCCAAGAAAUAUGUAAAAAAGGUCUGAGCAGCAAAAAAGACAUGUAACAAACUGUAUUUUUCCUUUGGGUUCUUACUCAGAACUUGUUCUUUAUAUCCAAACAGAUGACAUGUUUGUAUGUAGAAUCAAUCACAGAUCUCACAUGUAAUGGAUGUGGUCUUUUGAUUUCUAAGCUCCCAGUAGGUUUGAGAAAAUUAGAAUCACCUGUAGAGAGGUUUAGCUUCCCAUUCAAAGAAAAAUUGCCAUUUUGAUAGCCAAUUCCUGUCUGUUGAGAUUACAGUUAAUGUCUCUGCACCCCCUUUUUUAAAGGCAGUGAGAAAAAUAUGGCCUAAGCUUACCAUUUGACAGGGCAACCACCAGUACGAAACUGAGAAUUGUCCCUGAAGAAUGAUUGUAUAUUCACUUCAAAAUAAAGUAUGAAAGCAGUAGUA
Messenger RNA from Dromiciops gliroides (monito del monte), 2657 nucleotides. It is a transcript of the gene ATIC, whose product is annotated as 5-aminoimidazole-4-carboxamide ribonucleotide formyltransferase/IMP cyclohydrolase. Bases 142 to 1917 code for a protein of 591 amino acids. The record is from RefSeq and is a predicted model, not a curated record. NCBI's taxonomy places the organism in Eukaryota, Metazoa, Chordata, Mammalia, Microbiotheria, Microbiotheriidae. The transcript has 16 exons. Gene Ontology annotation, biological process: 'de novo' IMP biosynthetic process. Gene Ontology annotation, cellular component: cytosol. Gene Ontology annotation, molecular function: phosphoribosylaminoimidazolecarboxamide formyltransferase activity; IMP cyclohydrolase activity.